ACCGAAACGAGAAGGCGGCGGCCAUGAGCGCCGGGGCCCGAGCGAGGGCAAAGGCGAGGGGGAGACGGAGCCGAGGCGCUGGCCGCUGAGGGGGACGGCGGGGCCAUGGCGGAGUUCCUGCCGGCGGCGCCCGGCGGGCCGUCCCUGCGGGAGGAGCCGCUUCCUUCCUCCUCCUCCUCCUUCGGGGCCGAGGCGGCGGCGGAGGAGGAGGCCGAGCUCUCCCUCAUCAGCCUGGCCCGGACCAAGACCCGCUGGUACGGCAGCACGGCCAGCGUGGCGGCUCCUUUGGCCGAGCGCUACGCGGAGCACCGCCUCAGCCCCGGCGACACCCUCCAGGGCCUCGCCCUCAAGUACGGAGUGACGAUGGAACAAAUAAAAAGGGCAAAUAAACUGUUCACAAAUGACUGUAUAUUUCUGAGGAAAACAUUGAACAUCCCCAUUAUAUCUGAUAAGCCGUUGAUGUUUAAUGGAUUUAAUGCACUGGAGUCUCCUGAAAAUGAAGUUGAUAGUCCCUCUUCUUGUGAAGGACAAGUGACAGUUCAAGAAGAUGAUUCUACACCCAGUCCUCCAGAGCCGGACAAUCAGAUUUUUCCACCUGAAGAAUUGUCUGCCAAAGAUUUUUUACAUAGACUGGAUUUGCAGAUUAAGUUAUCUAAACAAGCAGCAAAGAAACUAAAAGUUGAGGAUCACAGAGAGGACAGGGAGGAUGAUUCCUAUGCAACUUCAUCCUAUCAGCAGUAGAAGAGGUGCAGAGUUAAAGUGAAAGCAGUUCUUAAAGAACUAAAUGGUUGAAGAUUCAAAAGCAAAUCUUUUGCAUUGAUCUUAUUUUGUGUACUUGUUACAAGUCAUGUGUAGGUAAUUCUACUGACUAUAUUUGCACUGAAAUUAUGUGACCCUCAGCCUUUUGCAGGUUAGUGUUCUCUUACUACACAUUAAUAGCGGAAGACAGCCUUCCAAAAGUAGUAAUUGCCUUUGUAUUUCUGCUAUGAAAAUAUAGCACAGUAGCAACAGUAUAUCCCCGAGAUUGCUUUAAUGCAGAAUCUUUAAGAAAUGGCUGCAUAUACAUAUAUGAUGAAUUGUAAGAGGAACUAAAUAUUUAUGAUAAGUCAUUAUCAUGGCGCUUUGAGGCAGAAAAGUUUGUCAUGUGAAUUAUGCAAAUAUCAAACCUGGCUGCUAUGGCCCUGAGUUGGUGUGUGUGUGUGUGUGUACACAGAUAUAUGUUUUUAGAGAUCUAAAAAUAGGUAUAUAAAAACGUGUGUUUUUAAAAUGACCAGGUAUGUAGCCAACAAUUUCAAGAGAAGAAAUGUUCGAGUUUCAAAGUGUGUAUUGCAAUAUUUUGUUUGGAAACUUUUUUAAAAAAACAAGAAGAGUGCUUAGUAUAUUUUUUUUCAGAGUAAUGUUUGAAGCAUGGCUUCUUGUGUGUAAACAUACAUAGUUUUUAUGUUAUAAAUAAAAGAUGCACUUUAAGAAAGCAACUUAUCUUUGUUCAGCCUAUCUAUAUAGAAAGCACAAGAGUGUCUGAUCCUUUGCAAAUACAUUAAAAUGUGAUUUCUGUUUCACCUGGAUGUAUUAAAAAAUUGUAAGCAA
Pogona vitticeps (central bearded dragon) is the source of this 1587-nucleotide messenger RNA. The record is from RefSeq and is a predicted model, not a curated record. Lineage: Eukaryota; Metazoa; Chordata; Lepidosauria; Squamata; Agamidae.